AUGGAUCAUGUCAACCACACCUGGCCCCAGACCUUCAUCCUGGCUGGUUUCACCACCUCUAGCGCCCUGAGACCUCUUGCCUUCCUGGGGGCCUUGUGCGUCUACCUCCUCACCCUUGCGGGGAACUUGCUCAUCAUUGUCCUGGUCCAGGCGGACUCAGGACUGUCCACACCCAUGUACUUCUUCAUCAGUGUCCUGUCCUUCCUAGAGCUCUGGUACGUCAGCACCACCGCGCCCAGCCUGCUGCACACCUUGCUCCGUGGCCUCUCGCCCGUCUCGCCGGUCGUGUGCUUCGCCCAGCUGUAUGUCUUCCAUUCCUUGGGCAUGACUGAGUGCUACCUGUUGGGAGUCAUGGCCCUGGACCGCUACCUGGCCAUCUGUCGCCCACUCCACUACCACUCCCUCAUGAGCAGACAGGUACAGCUGUGGCUGGCGGGGGCUACUUGGGUGGCUGGGUUCUCAGCUGCCCUAGUGCCAGCCAGUCUCACUGCCACUCUGCCCUACUGCUGGAAAGAGGUAGCGCAUUACUUUUGUGACCUGGCACCACUAAUGCGGUUGGCAUGUGUGGACACAAGCUGGUAUGCUCGGGUCCAUGGUGCUGUGAUUGGAGUGGCCACUGGGUGCAACUUUGUGCUCAUCCUGGGACUCUACGGGGGCAUUCUGACGGCUGUGCUGAAGCUGCCCUCGGCUGCUAGCCGUGCCAAGGCCUUCUCCACCUGCUCCUCCCACAUGACGGUCGUGGCGCUGUUCUAUGCUUCUGCCUUCGCAGUGUAUGUGGGAUCACCCGGGAGCAGACACCAGGGCACUGAUAAGCUCAUUGCGUUAGUGUACGCCCUUCUCACUCCUUUCCUCAACCCCAUCAUCUACUCCCUGCGCAACAAGGAGGUGAAAGAGGCUGUGAAAAGGGUGACUGGCAAGAUCAGGAUUCUCUUACGAGAAUCCUGA
Messenger RNA from Jaculus jaculus (lesser Egyptian jerboa), 945 nucleotides. RefSeq names its product olfactory receptor 6N1-like. Gene Ontology annotation, cellular component: membrane. The record is from RefSeq and is a predicted model, not a curated record. Gene Ontology annotation, molecular function: G protein-coupled receptor activity; olfactory receptor activity. The coding region runs from base 1 to 945 and encodes 314 amino acids. The transcript has a single exon. Lineage: Eukaryota; Metazoa; Chordata; Mammalia; Rodentia; Dipodidae. Gene Ontology annotation, biological process: G protein-coupled receptor signaling pathway.